Messenger RNA from Pseudovirgaria hyperparasitica, 824 nucleotides. RefSeq lists its product as uncharacterized. The record is from RefSeq and is a predicted model, not a curated record. Lineage: Eukaryota; Fungi; Ascomycota; Dothideomycetes; Acrospermales; Acrospermaceae. The transcript has a single exon. Bases 147 to 605 code for a protein of 152 amino acids.
AGUCGAAUCGGAAUGCACCGGAGUGUGCAUACCUGCGUGUAUAAGAUGUCUCAUGAUCCCAGUCUUUUCAGUCUUUCUUUCUUUCUUUCUUUCUCGUCCCUCGUCCUGAACAUUCAAACCACAGUCACUCGCUUAGACCUACAACCAUGUCGUCAAGAUCCCUUCUUUCCAUCCUUUUGGCGGUCUGGCAAACUGUUGCAACUCCUCACGGUGGAUACAGUGUUGAGCGAACCCUCGCCGAACGACUAUCUUGUCCGAAAUGCAAUGGCAUUACUUACGCUACCAAUAACGGCGAUCUCUUUGAGAUUGUUUGCAAAAACUUUGCAAAUGCGAACCAGGGUGAAAACACUAUCCAUUCUGUGACAUUGGCCGGAGAACCUGCAGACAACUUCGAAGAUUGCAUCGAUCGUUGCAGCAAGUCCGAAACGUGCAUCGAGGCGCUCUAUACUCCCUUUGGCGACCAGCCUGAAGGCGGUGAGUGCUCGCUUUUCGAUACCGAGGAGUUCCAAGAGGAUUUUGAGUGGCUCGCCAGACGAGUUAGGCGUGCGUCAGGUACUGGUACGUAUCUCUUGAAUGGCAUUCAUUCGAAAGUGUUUCGAUUUUGACACUAGCUACAGCUUCAUCUUCGACGGGUGCUCCCACUGGUACAUCGGCUUCUUCUGGUGCAACGACCUCAGCUGGUACCACUGGUGCUUCCAGUUCCUCUGACGCAACAACGUCAGCCAGUACCACCUCAUCCGACUCACCUCUCCCACCAGUUCUCUCGAGCUUGUUGUCGGAGAUCGACUCCGUGUUGCCGACCAACCUACCGACAGAUCUGCCGC